AUGGGUCUCUCGCAUUUUCCGACAGCGUCAGAAGGAGUACUGCCACUUCUGGUGAUGAACACGGUUGUUUCAGUCACUCUGUUGAAGAACAUGCUGAGGUCUGUUUUUCAGAUUGUUGGAUUCGAUACUGAAGCCUCUAGGGAGAUAAGGGAAGACGAGGCUGGAGAGGAGGAUUUCAGAGAACUAUACGCUUAG
This is a messenger RNA of Arabis nemorensis, 195 nucleotides long. The record is from the annotation of a GenBank genome assembly. NCBI's taxonomy places the organism in Eukaryota, Viridiplantae, Streptophyta, Magnoliopsida, Brassicales, Brassicaceae.